This is a messenger RNA of Paecilomyces variotii, 1617 nucleotides long. Its product is annotated as general substrate transporter. Lineage: Eukaryota; Fungi; Ascomycota; Eurotiomycetes; Eurotiales; Thermoascaceae. Bases 1 to 1617 code for a protein of 538 amino acids. The record is from RefSeq and is a predicted model, not a curated record. Gene Ontology annotation, cellular component: plasma membrane. The transcript is spliced from 3 exons. Gene Ontology annotation, biological process: transmembrane transport; carbohydrate transport. Gene Ontology annotation, molecular function: carbohydrate:proton symporter activity.
AUGACUGACCAGGAGAAGACCGCCGGUCCCCUGGAGGAUAGCCCGGUGCCGUUUCUGACUCUGAGGUCCUUCUUUCUGGGAGCCUUUGUCUCCGUGGGAGGUAUCAUUUUCGGAUAUGACACUGGACAGAUCUCUGGUUUCUUGGAAAUGAAGAACUAUCUGCAGCGCUUUGGACAGGCCAAAGGCGAUGGAACAUACUACUUUAGCAACGUCCGGUCAGGUCUGAUCGUUUCCUUGUUGUCCAUUGGAACCUUGGUCGGUGCCCUGCUUGGCGCUCCCCUUGCGGAUCGCAUCGGUCGUAAAUGGUCGAUCAGCUUCUGGUGUCUUAUGGUAGACGUAGGCUUGAUUAUCCAGAUCUCUGCCCCGGAGCACAAGUGGUAUCAGAUGAUGAUGGGACGUUUCGUUACCGGUCUCGGUGUAGGCGCCUGCUCGUUGGUGGUGCCCAUGUACCAAAGUGAAAGUGCACCGCGUCAAGUUCGUGGUUCUAUGAUUGCUUCAUACCAGUUGUUUAUCACAUUGGGUAUCUUUAUCGCCAACUGCAUCAACUACGGAACGGAAGCCAUAGAGAACACGGCCUCAUGGCGGAUCCCGCUAGGCAUUACUUUCCUCUGGGCUCUCUUUUUGGGAUUCGGUAUCCUUCUGUUCCCAGAAAGUCCCCGUUACGACUUCCGACAUGGGCGGGUCGACAGGGCCAAACGCACCAUGUCCAAGCUCUACGGCGUGUCUUCCAACCACCAGGUCAUCGUCAACGAACUGGCCGAAGUCCGUGAGCAGUUUGAUGCCGAAAUGGCCUCGAAGAAUGAGCCUUGGUACGAGAUCUUCCGGGCUCCGCGCAUGCUAUACCGUAUUCUUCUGGGCGUCGUGCUGCAGGCAUUCCAGCAAUUGACUGGAGCAAACUACUACUUCUACUACGGCACCACCAUGUUCAGGGGCGCUGGCAUCAGCAACACUUAUGUCACGCAGAUGAUCCUGGGUGGUGUCAACUUUGGCAGCACGUUUGGAGGUCUGUACGUGAUUGAGCGAUUCGGCCGACGCAAGUCUCUGAUCACGGGCGGUAUCUGGAUGUUCGUGUGCUUCAUGGUCUAUGCCUCGGUGGGACACUUUGCACUCGACGUCAACGAACCCAGCAACACGCCCGGCCCGGGUAAAACCAUGGUUGUUUUCGCCUGUCUCUUCAUCUUCGCGUACGCCAUGACCUGGGGUCCGAUGGUGUGGGCCAUCGUCGCCGAACUCUACCCAUCCCGUUACCGCGCCAAAUCAAUGGCCAUGGCCACCGCUUCCAACUGGCUCUGGAACUUCCUCAUCAGUUUCUUCACCCCGUUCAUUGCUGGCGACAUUGACUUUGCCUACGGCUACGUCUUCGCUGGCUGUCUCUUCUUCGCUGUUCUGAUCGUCUACUUCUGCGUGCUCGAGGGCAAGGGCAAGACCCUCGAGGAGAUCGACAUGAUGUACGUGAUGCGCGUUGCUCCCUGGAAGAGCAGCAAGUGGGUUCCCCCACCGCUAGAAGAGCGCAUCACCACCGGAGUCGUCCAAGACGCUCGCGUUGGCGACGAACCGGGCCGGAAACGGACUAUCGCCGAAGGUACUGAGAACACUCACACUGAGACCAUCUCAUAG